Aureococcus anophagefferens is the source of this 2577-nucleotide messenger RNA. RefSeq lists its product as hypothetical. The record is from RefSeq and is a predicted model, not a curated record. Bases 22 to 2577 code for a protein of 851 amino acids. NCBI's taxonomy places the organism in Eukaryota, Pelagophyceae, Pelagomonadales, Pelagomonadaceae. The transcript is spliced from 3 exons.
CGUCGCUCCGUGUUAGCCUGGAUGAAUUGCGAUAGUGACGAUAUGUCUAUGGCGGAUCUAGCCCUGCGUGCUCUAGGGAAGUUCACGCGCGCAGUUCGGACAUCGUCCUCGCACACCGUCUCGGCGAUGCACAAUAAUGUCCCUAACGUAAUACCAGUUGAUAGUGAGUCAGAGCCGGUCAGUGCUCCAAAAUAUGACAUCACGAGGGCAGACAUUGAGAAAUCUGACUCGCGACCUGAAGGAACGACCAAAGUGUCAUCAGUGGUUUGUGGCGACACUGCAGGAGAUGCCAGGGAAGAGACGCCGCCAUCUCAGGAGGGAAGCAGUCUGAUGAGAUCGCUUGGGGACGAGGCGAAGGGAUAUCCUGAGGUGAUGCUACAACAUCACAUAGAUAAUGGUGCCGACCUCCAACCCAUUUCAGGAGCUAGGUUGUCUCAUCUCUCCAAUACUCUGUCAAGCGGAAGAGUGCUCAAUCGGCCCGGAAUUUCUCCCUUCGUUCAUGACUCGGUGGAGUCGACGAUCACACUCGAGGCUCGAGAUUACACCGCUGAGCGAGCUGCGCGCAGUGAUGCCGGUUCAACAUUUCCGCGCCAGCCACGCGCCGCUGCAAUUCAGCCGCCAUCAUUUACUGAUCGCCGAAGCUCGUUUGUGGUGGGACUGACCCGUCUCUUGGUUGGGCCUAGUUGGUUAGAAAAUGUCUUCGACAUGCCGAGCGGAGCAAUUGAAACUGCGCGCUCGUCAGCAAAACAGCUCUCUACAGAUGUCCCACAGUCACAUAGUCGGCGCAUUGGACGUCCUCAGGCAAUCCACGAGGAAAUUCACCAGCGUGAAAUUGCAGAAAUCGACGCAAAACAUAUCGCUAUGAAAAAGGAACUCAUGUGUCAGAGUCUACAGGCAGCGUUGUCUUUGCCAAUGCUCUUGCGCAAGGUCCCGCGUGACAAGGUUGCGAAGGCGUUCGCCAGCGACAUUACGGAGACGCGGCGAAACCACAUGGUCAUUCACAUGCGUCAGUCUGGCUGCAAAGAAACACGGGACAGUAACAGAACUGCUCUUCAGCUUGUGGAGGUCACAAGUCGCCUCGAGGCCGUCAAGUGCAUGGCAGCCGUUGGUAGUGUCGCUGCAGCCAAGCUUGUCCUCCAACAUCGAAAGCAACAGGAAUUUGACGUCGCUUGCCUGCCACUGCCUUCCUCAAAGGGCGAGACGGAAAGGUACUCAAAUCGUAUUGAGUCGCUGGAAGAAGAUUUGCGCCGUGCUCGCUGCCAGGUCUCAGCAUCUGCAAACAUUGCUCUUGAACGCGCCUGUGCGAGCGGGCAGAUCAUACCUCGGUCAGGUGCAAGGAAGGCUGCCAUAGGAAAUAGCCUGAAAACCAACACAGCUGGAGACCAAAUUACAAUGCUGCAACCGGAACUUAACAAACUUGGAGGGAAAAACCCAGUUGCUCGCGUGCGGCUUGAUGGAGCUAAUGCGACGUCAAAGUGGCUCUGCGGAGAAGUGCGUGACGCGCCGAGGCUCCAAAAAGAUCUCUCGAGCCCACACUGUGGAUAUGGAUCGCUGCACCGUGUUUCAAAACUGGCAGUCUUUUCCAAUCUUAAGAAAAUAUCACAACUAGCUGCAGAUGGUGAUGCUGUUGAAAGUGAUCGAGUGGACGAAUGCUGUGCGGUAUACAGUCAUGAGUUACCUGAUGCUUUCAGCGAAGAAGAGAAUACACGCAAUCUUCAGAUUAAUAAUACGUGGCCUGCUGAUUGUUCGAAUUGUGAUAGUGAGAAGGUGCUUGGGGCCGCGCUCUGCGAAGGAACGUCAUCUGAUUCGCAAGUGAUACAUGGCGAUGCUAUUUGUGCGCUUCACGCGUCGUUUGCGGCGGCGCGAGCUGCACACGCAUCUGAAAUCGGUGGGCUCAAGAGCGCACUUGCGGCUGCUCGCGCAUCUUCAGCGACCACGAACAGAGACACAUCUUUUUCAAACCUUGAAACAGAGAGAAACUCCACGGAAGACCGGGACAUGAUGGUAGAAGCACUCAGACUUGAGCUCAAAGCACUCACUAGCGCGCAUGGUAGGGAAAUACAGCGCCUGAAAACAAGUCUCCAGGCGGAUGUUUCCGCAGGGGCGACAAGGAAGAUGUCGGACGACGAAUCUAAAACGAUGAUUGAGAUGCUUAGAAAUCAGCUUGAGGCUGCAGGCCUAAAACCGAUCGAUAAGGUCAUUUCCUUUGAAGAUGCGAAGGCCAAGCUCCACGCCGCUGUUCAGCGGCUCAUGCGAGGCGAAUUAGAGGCAGAGUCUGAGCUUGAGGAGUGGGAUGCGAUCAACCCGCGUGCAUUUGUGCGGGCACAUCCAGAUCACGCUCGUGAAGAAAAAGAAAAGAUCUUAGCUUGGGAGGCACGAAACACCCCGCUCAACGAAGAAGCUUUGCGAACCAUGCGGUCAUUUGUCCCAGAGGACAUUAUGACUAAUUCCAGCGCGAAGAGUCUGCUUGAGGCAGGUGUAACACCAGCUCUAGCGAGGAGGCUCAUCAAUAACCGUGCACUUUGGCUUAUUCGCGUCCACGAGGCUUCAAUUCGGCGCCUCCAUUUGGACCUCUGA